Molecule: messenger RNA, 5628 nt
Organism: Jatropha curcas
Lineage: Eukaryota; Viridiplantae; Streptophyta; Magnoliopsida; Malpighiales; Euphorbiaceae
Gene: REF6
Product: relative of early flowering 6
Biological process (GO): chromatin remodeling; regulation of gene expression
Cellular component (GO): chromatin; nucleus
Molecular function (GO): histone H3K4me/H3K4me2/H3K4me3 demethylase activity
Source: RefSeq, a predicted model, not a curated record
AAAAAAAAUAACCCAACGACAAAGACAAAAAGCCCCCAAACCUAUCAAACAUAUACAUAAAUUAUAUAUAAAUAAAAAAGGCAAAUGAAGCAAAGAAUCUGAUUACCUUCUCUUCCUCCUCUGUUUCUCUCUCUUCUCAGUCCACAAUGGACUUUGUAUGAGAAAGAAACCCACAAAUCCAAAACUGCCGUUACCAAUUUCUCACCUUCUCUCUGUUUUUUCAUGGCAGCUUCUGCUGGGUUGGUCUCUGAGCCAACAUCACAACAACCAGAAGUGUUUCAAUGGCUAAAAAACCUACCAUUAGCACCAGAGUACCAUCCUACUCCAGCAGAAUUUCAAGAUCCAAUUGCCUACAUUUUUAAAAUCGAGAAAGAAGCUGCCAAGUAUGGUAUUUGCAAAAUCGUGCCCCCUGUUGUUGCAGCUCCUAAGAAAGCUGCAAUUUCUAACCUCAACCGCUCUCUCGCAGCUCGUGCUGGCUCCCCCAACUCCAAAUCCCCACCCACAUUCACUACCCGUCAGCAGCAGAUCGGGUUCUGCCCGCGAAAGCCCCGUCCGGUGCAGAAGCCCGUGUGGCAGAGUGGGGAAAACUAUACUUUUCAAGAAUUCGAAACUAAAGCCAAAUCAUUUGAGAAAAGCUACCUUAAGAAAGGCUCUAAGAAGGGUGCUCUUUCUCCUCUAGAGAUCGAAACCCUAUACUGGAAAGCUACUGUCGAUAAGCCUUUCUCUGUUGAGUAUGCAAACGACAUGCCGGGCUCUGCUUUCUCACAUAAGAAGACUGGAGGUAAGGAGCUAGGGGAGGGGGUUACUGUGGGGGAAACGGAGUGGAAUAUGAGGGGAGUUUCAAGGUCAAAAGGGUCAUUGUUGAGGUUUAUGAAGGAAGAGAUACCAGGGGUUACUUCACCUAUGGUGUAUGUAGCGAUGUUGUUUAGUUGGUUCGCUUGGCAUGUGGAGGAUCACGAUUUGCAUAGCUUGAAUUACUUGCAUAUGGGGGCAGGGAAGACUUGGUAUGGUGUACCGAGAGAGGCUGCAGUGGCUUUUGAGGAGGUGGUUCGGGUUCAUGGAUAUGGAGGAGAGACAAAUCCGCUUGUAACAUUUCAAGUUCUUGGAGAGAAAACCACUGUCAUGUCACCCGAAGUAUUUAUUAGUGCUGGUGUGCCAUGCUGCAGGUUAGUGCAAAAUGCUGGGGAAUUUGUUGUCACUUUCCCAAGAGCUUAUCAUUCAGGGUUCAGUCAUGGGUUUAAUUGUGGGGAGGCAGCUAAUAUUGCUACUCCUGAAUGGUUAAGGGUUGCUAAAGAUGCAGCUAUUCGAAGAGCUUCAAUUAAUUAUCCUCCAAUGGUGUCCCAUUUCCAGUUACUUUAUGAUCUUGCACUAGAACUAUGUACGAGAGUACCUGAUAACAACAAUGCUAAACCUCGGAGUUCUAGGCUAAAAGAUAAACAAAGGGGUGAAGGAGAAACUCUGGUUAAAGAACAAUUUGUAAAGAAUGCACUUCAUAAUAAUGAUCUGCUUCAUAUUCUUGGAAAAGAAUCUUCUAUUGUGAUUCUUCCUCGAAGUUCUUCAGACAUUUCAGUUUGUUCAAAUUUACGCGUUGGAUCUCAGUUAAGAAUGAGCUCCUCACUUGGGUUAUGCAGAAGCAAGGGGAUCAUGCAAUCCUCAAAAAGUUCUGUUCCUGAUGAAAUCAUGCUACAAAGGAACAAUGGAAUUAAUCAAGUAAAAGGCCUUUUCUCGGUUAAAGAUAAGUUUUCUCCUUUGUCUGAAAGAAAUAGGUUUUCCUCGUUGAAUGGAAAUGACAAGGCACAUACUAUGGACACAGGCAUUGAAAAUGGGUUUGCUGUUCAUGGUGACAAGUUGUCUGAUCAGCGACUGUUUUCAUGUGUUACUUGUGGAAUUUUGAGCUUUGAUUGCGUUGCUGUAAUUCAACCAAGAGAAGCAGCUGCUAGAUACCUCAUGUCUGCUGAUUGUAGCUUCUUUAAUGAUUGGGUUGUUGGUUCUGCUGUGACUAAUGGUGGGCUCUCUAUUGCUGGUGGAGACACAAACACUUCUGAGCAGAAUUCCUCUACUAAAUUGGCGGAAAAGAAUAUUGUAGAUGGUUUAUAUGAUGUCCCUGUUCAGUCUAUUAAUUAUCAAAUUCAGAUAGAUCAAAAUAAAGUGGCUUCCAAUGCCAAAACAGAGAGAGACUCUUCUGCUCUUCACCUGUUAGCUUUGAAUUAUGGAAAUUCAUCUGACUCGGAGGAAGACCAGGUUGAACCAGAUGUAUCAGACCAUGCAGAUGAAAUUAACAAGACAAACUGUUCAUUAGAAAGUAAAUAUCACUAUAGGAAUUCUGCUUUGUCUUCUUUCAAGCAAGAGUGUCAUCAUGGUGGAACUGUCAGUCAUAAUCUAUCUUCAUCAAGACUCGAUUGUGGAGAUAAAGUUCCUCCAACUGUGGAAGGCCAUGUAGAAAAUGGACAUGGGUUUAGACCAGCCAAUUUUGAGGUCAGAAGUGAUAAAACUCUAGACUGUUCCAUUGAGUUUGAAACUGAUAAUCUUGCUUCUAUGGAACCAAAUGGUUUGGAGCAUACAUUUAGAGAUCCAAUAUCAAUGCCACGCAGAACUUCAAAUUGUUCACCAGCUGUCCAUGAUACUGAAAAAGCAAAGUUUGGCAGAGUUGCUCCAAGAGAGAAUACAGAUACAUCAUUUGCUCAAAGAUCUGAUGAAGAUUCUUCUCGUAUGCAUGUCUUCUGUCUUGACCAUGCUGUAGAAGUGGAGCAGCAAUUUCGUCCAAUUGGAGGAGUGCAUAUAUUGCUACUCUGUCAUCCAGAGUAUCGCAGGAUAGAAGCUGCGGCAAGAUUAGUGUCAGAAGAACUGGGAAUUGAUUGUGUCUGGAAUGAUAUUACUUUCAGGGACGCCACCAAAGAGGAUGAGGAGAAUAUCCAGUCUGCUUUGGAUAGUGAGGAAGCCAUACCGGGGAAUGGGGACUGGGCUGUAAAGUUGGGGAUCAAUCUUUUUUAUAGUGCCAAUCUUAGCCGGUCCCCUCUUUACAGUAAGCAGAUGCCAUACAAUUCUGUAAUAUACAAUGCUUUUGGUCGUAGCUCUCCAACUAGCUCGCCUACAAAGUUAAAUGUUUAUGGAAGGAGGACUGUGAAGCAGAGAAAAGUUGUGGCAGGGAGAUGGUGUGGGAAAGUUUGGAUGUCUAAUCAAGUUCAUCCUUUCCUAGCAAAACGGGAUUCUGAGGAUCAAGAUCAAGAACAGGAACCAGAAAGAAGCUUCAGAUGUUUGACAAUGCCAGAUGAGAAGCUUGAUAGAAAACCACAAUAUAUCCACAAAAUUGAAACCACAUCAGCUGCUAGAAAAUCUGGGAGGAAGAGGAAAAUAACAGCUGCGAGUGGGCCACUUAGGAAAGUGAGAUGUCCUGACAUAGAAGGUGCAGCUUCAGAUGAUCCAGAAGGGGAUGUUUCUCAUAAGCAGCAAACAAGAGUUUAUAGUAGGAAGCAAACUAUGCGAAUUGAGAGAGAUGUUUCAUAUAAUUUAUUGGAAGAUAAUUCUCAUCAGCAGCCUGACCGAAUUCAUAGAAGCAAACAGGCUAAAUCUUUUGAUGGGGACAAUGCAGUUUCUGAUGAUUCAUUUAUGGGCAACUCUCAUCAGCAUCAUAAAAGAAUUCUUAGAAGUAAACAGGCCAAGUCUAUUGAGAGCGAAAAUGAUGUUUCUUAUGCUUCUGUGGAGAAUAAUUCUAAAAAGCAACAUAGCAGAAAUCCUAGAACUAGGAGUAAGCAAGUGAAAUAUGUUGAGAGGAAAAAUGAAAUUUCAGAUGAUUCGCUGGAAGCUGAAGUUCAUGAAUGGCAUGGGAGGCUUCCUAGAAGCAGAAUGGCCAAGUAUUUUGACAGGGAAGACACAGUUUCAGAUAAUUCACUUGAUGAGAGUUCUCACAGGACACCAGGGAGGGCUCACAGAGGCCAACAAGGCCCAUAUAUUGAUAAGGAAGAUGCAAUUUCAGAUGAUUCAGUGGAAAAUAGUUCUCUUCAGCAGAACAGAGGGAGUUUUAGGGGAAGCCACACCAAAUAUAUUGAGAGGGAAGAUGAAGUUUCAGAUGAUAUGCUGGAAGAAAGUACCUAUCAGCAGCAUGCAGCAUCCCAUAGCCGACGAGCCAAAUUUAUGGACAUGGAAGGUGAGGUAUCUGAUGAACUACAAGAGGAAAAUACUCAUCAGAAGUGCACGAGGAUUCUCAGAAGCAACCAAGCCAAAUUUGCUGGUGCUGGUUCAGAUGAUUCCUUUGAGGACAGUAUUCAGCGGCAAAGAGUCCCUAGAAGCAGAAGCACCAAAUUUUUUGAGCGUGAAGAUGCAGUUUCUGAUGAUUCGCUGGAAGAUGAUGCUCAUCUGAAGCGCAAGAGAAUUCCUAGAAGGAAGAAGGCCAAAUUUAUGCGGAGAGAAGAUGUCUCAGAUCACAUGCAGGAGGAUGAUGCUAAAUGGCAGCCAAAUAAGACUCCUAGAUUCAAGCAAGCCAAAUUUAUUGACAGGGAGGAUGUAUCUGAUGAUCUGCCAGAGGAGGAUACAUAUUGGCAGCCAAGGAAGACCUCUCAACGCAAACAAACAACACAUACUGAGAGAGAUGAUGUUUCAGAUGAUAUGGGGGAGAACAAUACUUGUUGGCAGCCAAGUAAGACUACUAGAGGCAAGCAAGCCAAAUUUAUGGAGAGGGAAGAUGUAGUUUCGGAUGACUUGCUGGAGGAUAAUCCUAAUAAGCAGCAGAGUAAGAUCCUGAGAAGCAAGCAGACCAAACCAGUGGCUGUUCCCAAAAUGAAAUUAGAAACUCCUCGGCAACUGAGACAAGGGACUGCUAGGCCAAAAAGGAAAGAGAAUUCCCAAUCAAUCAAACGAGGUAAGCAAAUGAAGCAAGAAACUCCUCAGCUCCGGAAUGCCAGACAGGUCGAGUCACAUUUUGAAGAGGAGCUAGAUGGUGGACCUAGCACACGCCUUAGAAAAAGGCCUUCAAAGCCUUCAAAAGAUCCUGAAACAAAGCCAAAAGAGAAGCUGCAAAACAAUAAGAAAAAGGUGAAGAAUGCUUCAGCUAUGAAGCCUCUGACUAGCCGGAAGAAUGUGAGAAAUAAGGAUGAGGAUGCAGAAUAUCAUUGUGACAUUGAGGGUUGCUCCAUGAGUUUUAGCUCAAAACAAGAGCUAGCAUUGCAUAAAAGAAACAUUUGUCCAGUCAAGGGGUGUGGAAAGACUUUCCUCUCACAUAAGUAUCUAGUGCAGCACCGCAGAGUCCACUUGGAUGACCGCCCCCUUAAGUGCCCCUGGAAGGGCUGCAAGAUGGCAUUCAAAUGGGCAUGGGCUCGGACUGAACACAUCAGGGUUCACACCGGUGCUCGUCCUUACGUGUGUGCAGAGGAAGGUUGCGGGCAGACAUUCAGAUUUGUAUCAGAUUUCAGUCGUCACAAAAGGAAGACAGGCCAUUCGGUGAAGAAAAGCAGAGGUUGAUGUAGUUUGAGAAAUGUACAAUUUAACAUUGCUAAUGGAACUAUUGUUCAAUUGACAGGGUAGCGCUUAGGUUUAAAGAUAGGUGUAGAUCAUUAUCCCUGUAAUUGUCAUUCUGAUUUAACAUUUAAUUAUCCUUCUUUUGUCAUGGGUCUUAAUUAGACCCAUUUAUUCACU